Molecule: messenger RNA, 4350 nt
Organism: Silurus meridionalis
Lineage: Eukaryota; Metazoa; Chordata; Actinopteri; Siluriformes; Siluridae
Gene: mier3a
Product: mesoderm induction early response 1, family member 3 a
Exons: 13
Coding region: 54-1622 (522 amino acids)
Biological process (GO): negative regulation of transcription by RNA polymerase II
Cellular component (GO): nucleoplasm
Molecular function (GO): transcription corepressor activity; histone deacetylase binding
Source: RefSeq, a predicted model, not a curated record
GUCAAUCCGGGUUCCUGAGUAAAAAGCCCUUUUAGUAUCCGAAAGGUACCAAUAUGGCGGAGGCUUCCUUAGGAAGUACAAGCCCAGUUGGCUCUUUGUCAUCAGAAGAUCACGAUUUUGACCCAACAGCAGACAUGUUGGUCCAUGACUAUGACGACGAGCACACUUUAGAGGAAGAGGAGAUGCGAGAAGGGGAGUCGAAUGGAAGUUCGGAGAUAGCCGAUCUGGAGAAGGAGGGGAACAUGCCAUUGGAAGAGCUGCUUGCCUUGUAUAGGUAUGAACCAUCAGCCAGCACAGUUGGAGGUUCGAGUGCAGACAGCUCUUCUGUUGAACUGACAGACGAGUUACCUGACAUGACGUUAGACAAGGAAGAGAUUGCCAAAGAUCUGCUGUCUGGGGAUGAUGAAGAAACCCAGUCUUCUGCUGAUGAUCUCACACCUUCGGUGACGUCGCAUGAAACCACAGAUUUCUUUCCCAGAACUCUUCGCUCUAAUGCUAUUUAUGAUGGAGAUAAAGAGUCUGAAGGUGAGGAGGAUGGUCUGACCACAGAGGACUCUCGAAAGGAAAUAAUGGUUGGAUCUCAGUAUCAAGCUGAAAUCCCUCCCCUUACCUGUUAUGAACAUGAGAGAGUUUAUGAGAAUGAAGAUCAGUUACUGUGGCAGCCAGAUAUACUGCCAGAGUCGAAAGUAAAAGACUUUUUGCAUGAGGCCACUUUUUCAUUUGCUGAUGGUGCUAUGAGGGAUCGAAAAGGUCUUGUUAAAGACAAUGAACAGGCAUUGUAUGAGCUUGUUAAAUGCAACUACAAUGUCCAUGACGCUCUUAAAAGAUAUCGCAGCAAAGAAAAAUCAUCAAAGGAUGAAAUGCUCCCAUGGACUGAAGAAGAAUGCAGAAACUUUGAACAUGCACUUCUUUUGUAUGAGAAGAAUUUCCACCUCAUUCAGAAACACAAAGUGCACACAAGGACUGUGGCAGAAUGUGUCGCGUUUUACUACAUGUGGAAAAAGUCAGAGCGCUUUGACUUCUUUGUCCAACAAAACCGGUUUGGAAAAAAGAAGUUCAGCAGUUAUCCUGGAGUAACGGACCUAAUGGACCGACUGGUGGAUGAAGCCGAGGGUCUGGUGGAUAGCUCGGGUUCAGUUUGCUCUAACAGCAGCGGCAGGAUAGAGGGCUCAGCUGACCAGCAGCUUAAUAUCCUCAAUUCCAUCACUGCCAGUGACCUCUCAGCGCUUACCAGCAGUGUGGCAUCAGUGUGCAACCCCAGCGAUGUGGGCUGCCUGGACUCCUAUAGCUUCCCGUCACUUGAUGGCCUCCACCGCUCUUCCCUGAACCACAGCGAGCCGCUUAGCUUCUCUGGCAACAGUGACGGAGACUGCCUCAACCUCCUGGAUGCUGGCUUCUACCAUUCAGAGCUAGGGCAGCUGAAUGUGUGUGGUGAGGAUUGCGAGAGACCUCCCGCUAAGAGGCUCAAGAUGGGCCUGCCCGAACCCUUCCUUAACGAGCGUAGCAUGGCCGUGGACUUUACUAGUACCAAAAUGGCUGUCUCAGUUACUGACUUCAGUGAUUCAGGCAGCUACAUAGCAAGCCAUGCGUUACAUCAGCACACAGCGCUGCAGUCUGAGUGAAAACAAAAUGCCUCGCUCCACUUCACUCUCGGACCAUGUACAUAGCCUCUCACUGAAAAAUUCUAUUCCUGUUUGGGUUUUUUUUUUUUUUUUUUUAUGUGUAUGUAUAUAUGUACAGAAUCCUUUUUUUACUAUGACAUCAGUGAUGUCUUAUUGUACAGAUCGUAAUCUUGAGUUUUCAAGAGUUAAUAACAGCCAUUUAUUUCCAGUCUGUAAUAUUUUGUUGUCACACCUGUCUUGUCCGAAUACUGUGGAAAGUGAAACCUUGGUAGAGGUGAAAUUUAAAAACUUUGAUGGCAGUAAUUCCCACAAAACAAAGCAGCCUUUUUUUUUUUUUUUCGACUGCCUUCUCUCCUUUUGAGCUAUUAGUCAUGGUGCAUCUUAAAAUGCGAGACCCGCUGGGCGGUAACUACGCCCUGCAUCAUGUCAUGUACUGACUCAAAAUAUUUUGAAAUGGUUUGAUUUGUAGCAAAAGACUUACAAAAUUUGAGCCACUGUGCCUCUUGCAGGAGCACUUCUCUGAGCUGCAGUGACUAGUGAAUGCUUAUCUUAAUAUUGAUAUCCAUUCAGGUGGCCCUGAGAUUAAGGCUCGAGACACUUCAGUUUGAGAAAUACACAUUACCAUAAUUUGUUAAAAUGCUCCUCUUUUAUGUCUAGUCACACUAGCUUUUGUGUAACUAACCAAUUAGUACAUUUCUAUGAAUGAUUAGUAGUCGUUAUUGUUUCAUCCACAAAAUUUGAGUACUUGUAGAUCUUUUUCGUUGUCAGAAAGAAGGAAAACACUGCUCCACAGGCCAUGAUUGAUUUUUUAAACUGUUUUUGGUUAUAUGCUUAAUUUUGCAUUCUUGUUUGUAGUGUUUGAUCACUUUGGGGGAUGGGGUGGGGGGGUAUUUAUUUGCUCUAAACACCAUUGAACUGCACAUUUGUAACUAAACCAGGUGGCAAGUGUGGAAUUUGCUGGCACAUGUCCUUUUUCUAUGUUUUGAUGUGUUCUGUCCCGUUUUUGUUGCCUCGAGUGACUGCGAAUUUGAUAGUUUGCAUGGGCGUCUCUAGCAAGCUUGCGCUGAGUAGAUGCAGUUGUUAUUUCUGAAGGUUUUUUGUAUGGAUCAGUUUAUCCCCAUUCUCAGUUAUGAAUAUAUUUAUAUUACCUAUGUUGUGUGGCCCUUGGGUCUAAUGGUCACUGCCAGGAUCAUUUUUUUCCCCCACUCAUAUAGAAGAGAAAUGUAAUGCUAUACUAGAUAUCUAAACGAUCCACAGAGUGAUCACACUAAAUUGAUCUAUGCAUUUAUUAUAGUAAUUUCAACCUGUGUAUGGUUAUCAAUUAUUUGAGCAAGCUGAUCGAUUGUCUUAUCUUUCAAUUCACAUAUCGACAAACCGACUUACCCUCAUUCAGCGAGCUUGUUAUAAGCUCUGUCCUUCUCGUACUGACAUGAUCAUGCGUGUUUACCUCAAUCUUUUUUUUUUGUUUGUUUGUUUUAUCUCCAUGAACUCUUGCGUACUCUCAUAUGGCAAUAAUUUGUAAAUAUGUACAGAUUUGGAUGUAAAAAAAAAAUAACUUCCCACAUUCUCUUCCUUGGCAAACAGACUUGAACUUGAAAAUUCUGUGCUUUUGAGUCUGUAACUUAAGUAUUCCACAGAAAUGCCUUUACUUGCUUUACCGUUUAGCUGAUUAUAUAUAUAUAAAUAUCUCUAUUUUUCUUUUUUUUUGGAUUUGCUUUACAAGAGAUUUGCUUAAAAAGAAGUUAUUUAUUUAUUUAUUCACUUACACUGCAAGUGGGUGUAGUGUGUUGUAAAGAUCAGUAAAUGGUGCAUGUGAAGCUCUUGGACCUCAGUGCUCCAUUGCAGGUUCACAUGCAGGUGCAGACGGAAUACGUCAGCGCUACGUCUUCACACAGGACUUUGAAGUAGUUGAAUGUACAGUAUUACAACAUGUUAGGGGGUUUACUGAACUCCUCUGGAAAGAGAGAAUGUUUUGCUGGUUAAGGCACGACCCUGGUUUUGCAGUUUUGCCUUAACGUUCAUUACUCAUUCAGAAACCUUGCAUGUUCAGAUCAACCUGGAAAAACACUUGCAGAAACAGCGGCCUCUCCGAGUGAUGGACGUUUUAUAGACUAAUGUCUUUGCUGAGGAGAUUUAAGAAUUGCAAGAGAGUGACAAGUAUGGUUUAACUUUUUUUUUUUGUUUGUUUGUUAGAUACUUGAAGGAUGUGCAUUGAUGCCAUUAUUUAAUACACUUAUAAAAAAAACAAUACUCAAGUCCUGUAGGUUGUGCAAUUAAUUUCUCCUGUCCUUCCAAGGAUUAAGCAGAGCUUUAGGAAAUUGUGUUAAAGUAACUUAUUCCUGUCCAAAGUUUGUAUGAAAGUACUAGCAUACAAUUGUUGUAAAUUUAGUGAUGGUUGUUUGCUUAAAGAGGCAUACAAAUUUAUUGUAAAUGUAGAGACCCUCCUUAUCAGUUUUUUUUUUUUUUCCCCCAUAUGUUGACUGUGCUGGGGGAACAAAAAAAGACAAGCAUUACAGUUUAAAAAAAUAAUUUAACACUUAUUUUGGUGUAAAGAUAUUCUAGUGUUAAAUAGACAAUCAAACAGCAAUUAUUCAAAAGAAAAUUAUCAUUCAUAAUGUUUGUACAUAGACAUUGUUUCUGUUGGUUUUUAUUUUGUAUUAUGUUCUACUUUAACUGUUUAAAUAAACAGUUUUCCAGGAAUAAAGUUCUGGAAAUAUUGAAAAAUUGA